Messenger RNA from Armigeres subalbatus, 1641 nucleotides. RefSeq lists its product as uncharacterized. The record is from RefSeq and is a predicted model, not a curated record. Bases 1 to 1641 code for a protein of 546 amino acids. The transcript has 2 exons. Gene Ontology annotation, molecular function: nucleic acid binding. Lineage: Eukaryota; Metazoa; Arthropoda; Insecta; Diptera; Culicidae.
AUGUCUAUUUUUGACCCUUUGGGUCUGUUCUCCAACGUUCUUAUCGGCCUCAGAAUACUGUUGCAGGAAAUCUGGUGGUCCGCUAUAAAUUGGGAUGACGAAAUUCCGGACAGCCUACACGAAAAAUGGGAUCAAUGGUUGCACAUUCUACCGCAAUUACAAGACAUUUCAAUUCAACGUUGCUACCGUUCCCUGACGUCAAUAAAUUCGGACAUGCUGAUACAGUUACACACCUUUGUGGAUGCGAGUGAGUUGGGGUAUGCGGCCGUAGUGUAUUUACGGUUUAAACAGGGUAACACUGUGGAAUGCAUGAUCGUCGGGGCCAAAUCGCUAGUUGCGCUAUUUAAAUUCGUAUCCAUCCCGAUGUUGGAGCUUCAAAGCGCCAUCAUUGGUACCAGACUUGCUAACUCAAUUUGUGAAGCUUUGUCCUUCAAAAUCACAGACAGGUUUUUCUGGACAGAUGCUCGAAACGUUCUGUGUUGGUUGCGUUCCGACCAUCGCCAAUAUUCUCCAUACGUAGGUUGGCGAGUCAGUGAAAUACUGGAUUCAACUGCUAUCAAGGACUGGAAGUGGAUAAGCUCGAAGGACAAUGUGACGGACGAGGCGACUAAAUGGAGGCGGUCGGUCGAUCUUGAUAGCCAAACCGCUGUUCCAAGCAGCAACAUAUUCGGAAUGGAACCGGCUGCUAAAAACAGCAGCAGCGAUAUUCGGCUGAAAGGUACAGAACGCAAUACGGGGCCGUUUACCAAAGAUGAGCUUCUAAACUCAUCAAACCUACUCUAUCGUGAAGCUCAAAGUGCGUUAUUCUCCGAAGAGAUACUCAUACUAUCGAAAUCCGAAAUGUCUAAAAAGGCGAUUCCAAAGUCUAGUUCUAUAUUCACUUUGAAUCCAUUUUUAGAUGGAAAGCGAGUAUUAGGAAUGCAUGGCCGGAUUAGUGCUUGUGAAUAUGCCACCAGGGAUGCCCAAAAUCCGAUAAUACUUCCGAGGGACCAUCACAUAACAAAAUUACUAGUGCGAGAUUACCAUUUGCGGUAUCACCAUCGUAACCAUGAGACCGUUCUGAACGAGAUAAGGCAAGUGUAUAGGAUUCCAAAGCUGCGUCCAUUGUUACGGGAAGUUAGAUCAGAAUGUCAAACGUGCAAAAAUCAGCUUGCUUUCCCUAAACCUCCUCCAAUGGCCGAUCUUUCAACUGCUAGAUUAGCAGCUUAUACAAGGCCUUUUUCGUAUGUUGGAAUUGACUAUUUUGGACCCAUGUGUGUGGCAGUAGGACGACGAAGUGCGAAACGUUGGGGCGUUCUGAUAACGUGCCUAACGAUAAGGGCGAUACAUUUAGAAGUUGCGCACUCGCUAACCGCUGAUUCUUGCAUCAUGGCAUUGCGAUCCUUCAUGUCCAGGCGAGGAGUUCCAAUUCUAAUAUAUAGUGAUCGUGGGACCAACUUCAUUGCAGCGAGUAAGGAACUGAGAGAGGCAUUGCGCGAAAUGGAUCAGCAAAAAGUCAUUCGAGAGAUAACCAGUCAACAUACCGAGUGGACAUUCCUUCCUCCUGCUUCUCCGCACAUGAGUUUGUGCUUGGGAGCGCCUCGUUCAGACAGUGAAGGUGAACCUGCAAAGGAUGCUACCAACGAGACGCCCCACCGGUGA